AUGCCCAGUAGGAAGGACCAUGAUCCCUCCAUGAGCACGGAAGCUGAGUUUCGCUGGGCUCAGAGAAAGGACAGGAUCCUUAUUACGAUCGACCUUCAGGGUGUUACGGACGAGAGCUUCUACGUGCACGAAGAUGGGACGUUCAAAUUUGAGGGAAUGGGUUCCUAUAGACAGCUCAUGUGGUGGUCUUUGCAAGGAUUGGCGCCUGCACCCAAGAAAGAAGUCAUGCAAAACCUCAGAGAACGCGAAUCCCUGGGAAACCUGUACGCGGAGGUCUACAACGUCACCCACUGCGAGGUCAAUGCUCGAGAUGUCUCAUGCACGCUCAUGAAAGCAAAGAGAGAAGCUUACUGGCCUCAUCUCCUCAAGGGGGGGAAGAAACCCAAGAAUAUGCAUGUCGACUGGUCCAAGUGGCUGGAUGAAGACAAGGAUGGAGUGCGCUGGAAUGAUGAUGUAGACCGACCCUGGGAAUGGUGGAAACAUGAUGACGAAGAGGAUGAUGAAGAGACUGAGGAAGACAUGAGAAGAAGGGAGGAACAGAAGAAGCGGUUCAAGAAAAAGAAGAAGCAGCGUGGUGAGAAGAAAUAA
This is a messenger RNA of Guillardia theta CCMP2712, 588 nucleotides long. RefSeq lists its product as hypothetical. Lineage: Eukaryota; Cryptophyceae; Pyrenomonadales; Geminigeraceae. The record is from RefSeq and is a predicted model, not a curated record. Gene Ontology annotation, molecular function: protein-folding chaperone binding; Hsp90 protein binding. The coding region runs from base 1 to 588 and encodes 195 amino acids. The transcript is spliced from 9 exons. Gene Ontology annotation, cellular component: cytosol; nucleus. Gene Ontology annotation, biological process: chaperone-mediated protein complex assembly; protein folding.